Molecule: messenger RNA, 387 nt
Organism: Malassezia japonica
Lineage: Eukaryota; Fungi; Basidiomycota; Malasseziomycetes; Malasseziales; Malasseziaceae
Gene: FIS1
Product: mitochondrial membrane protein
Exons: 1
Coding region: 1-387 (128 amino acids)
Biological process (GO): mitochondrial fission; peroxisome fission; autophagy of mitochondrion
Cellular component (GO): mitochondrial outer membrane; peroxisomal membrane
Molecular function (GO): protein binding
Source: RefSeq, a predicted model, not a curated record
AUGACGCUGCCGUACGUCGUCGACGCGCAGACGAGCCUUUCGCCGGCCGAGCUCCAGGUCCUGCACGACCAGUACGAGUCGGAGGCAGCUGCAGGACACAUCACUACCCAGACCAAGUUCAACUAUGCGUGGGCGCUGAUCAAGAGCCAGAACCGGCAGCAGAUGCUGCAGGGCGUGGCGCUGCUCACCGAUAUUUACCGCUCCGACCCCCCCCGCCGCCGCGAGUGUUUGUACUACCUCUCGCUGGGGCACUACAAGCUGUCCAACUUUGACGAGGCGAAGCGCUUCAACGGCCUCCUGCUCGAGCGCGAGCCGAACAAUUUGCAGGCACAGAGCCUGAAUGCGCUGAUCGAAAAGGGGAUUGCGCGCGGUACGUGUCUAUGCUAA